Molecule: messenger RNA, 573 nt
Organism: Rasamsonia emersonii CBS 393.64
Lineage: Eukaryota; Fungi; Ascomycota; Eurotiomycetes; Eurotiales; Trichocomaceae
Exons: 4
Coding region: 1-573 (190 amino acids)
Source: RefSeq, a predicted model, not a curated record
AUGAAGUUCUCCAGCGCCUUCCUCGCGACGGCCCUGGCCUUCGCUACCAGCGUCGUGGCAGCACCCGACGGCAGCGCGUCUGGUGUGCUCCAUCCGAUCGCACAGGAUCACAACGAGCAUCACGGAGAGCAUGGGCAUGGUGGGCCACAGCUGCCUGGUUUGAAUUACGCCAUCGACCGCAACUACACUGCCGACGUGCACUACGAGAAGAUUGACAUCUCGCUGACGAGUGCGGCCUUCUUCCACCAACUGGCGGUCGUCGACGUGAAAUACAACGCCGCAGGGACGGUCUACGCCAGCCAGGAGCACAAAGUGUUCGUGCCGUACCACCCUGACUGGACCCUGGUCAACAGCUGGGAACCGGGCUACUGGCCCAACGGGCAUCUGCGCGUCGACUUUUACACACGCUUUGAUCCGAGGGACUGCGCCCUGGAGGUCAAGUGGAAUCUGUCCGGGUCCGGAGCCGUGCUGGAGAAGCUGCAUCAGGUUGUCGGGCCGGAUCGGAUUGGGGAUGAUGAGUUCCGGGGCGGCAUGGAGGCCCUUGGUGUCUGUGGUGGCCUUGGUGGGAGAUGA